Messenger RNA from Bacidia gigantensis, 873 nucleotides. RefSeq lists its product as uncharacterized. NCBI's taxonomy places the organism in Eukaryota, Fungi, Ascomycota, Lecanoromycetes, Lecanorales, Ramalinaceae. The record is from RefSeq and is a predicted model, not a curated record. The transcript has a single exon. The coding region runs from base 1 to 873 and encodes 290 amino acids.
AUGAUCACUGAGGAGCAGGAAAAGCGCGCGAUUGCGCGCGAGAACGACAUUCGGCGCGCAGGCAGCGAACCUAUCAACGCCACCUUUGUCCGCCGCGCCUCAACGCUGGUGAUCACCAAAUUGUGCGGUAGCAAGCUACUGCUAAAGCUGUCGACUCGCUGGCGAAAGCAAGGGGUGCUGUUUCUACCUGGCGGUAUUUGCAUCAAGCAUGGUGUAGCGGAAGCAAACACGAUCCAAUUUAUUGCCAAGAACACAACGAUCCCUGUGCCCAAGAUUUAUGCGGCGUUUCGUCGGAAACAUCUCAUUUACUCAGUCAUGGAAAGAAUUGAUGGCGAGAUGUUACACAAAUGCUGGCCAAAACUGUCCGAGGAAUCGAAAGCCAAAAUCUUCCAUCAGCUGAAGCUCAUGAUUCGGAAUCUGCAUAGCCUAAAGCCAGUGGAAGGUGUAGGAUGUGAGAAUGUGAAUGGUGGACCUAUCUAUGAUGGGCGCAUGCCUUUUUGCCCGACAAUUUACUUUGGUCCCUUCAAGAGCGGGGUCAGCGAAUUUCACAGGUGGCUCAGAUCUGGGCUUGACACAUGUGGAAUCCCCGAUGUGCAGCGAUUCAUCGAUUGGCACAGGUCAACAGAUUGGCCCUUACAAUUUACGCAUGGCGAUCUGAGCACCUUGAACAUCAUGGUCAAAGGCGAUAAAGUUGUAGGCAUCGUGGAUUGGGAGACCGCCGGGUGGUAUCCCGCCUACUGGGAGUACACCUCUGCUCGGUAUGCAAACCCGAGAAACUUCUGGUGGAGUGAUUACAUUGACAACUUCCUCGAGCCGCUAUCUGAGGCUCGGGAAAUGGACCUGAUUCGGCUUGAGUACUGGGGCCCCAUAUAA